Microtus ochrogaster (prairie vole) is the source of this 2857-nucleotide messenger RNA. It is a transcript of the gene Fzd6, whose product is annotated as frizzled class receptor 6. Gene Ontology annotation, biological process: canonical Wnt signaling pathway; non-canonical Wnt signaling pathway. Gene Ontology annotation, cellular component: plasma membrane. The record is from RefSeq and is a predicted model, not a curated record. Lineage: Eukaryota; Metazoa; Chordata; Mammalia; Rodentia; Cricetidae. Gene Ontology annotation, molecular function: Wnt-protein binding; Wnt receptor activity.
CUGGCGGCGCACGCAGUCUCGCGGGAUCGCCCAGCUCUCGCUCCCCCCGAGGCCCCGGAGGCGGUGGAGGCCCGGACGCUGCCCCCCACCCCACCGUAUCCCACCCCAGCGCACCCCUCCCCGGCCGGGCGAGCCAGCGGACGCGGACGGAGAGCCGCCCGAGGUGAGGCGACCCGGCCGACCCGACGGGGCGGGCGCCGCAGGUUCGUCUGACUCCGGGGUCCCCGCAGGCCCCGGGACUCCGCGGCUCGGCUGCAGGCCGGGAACAGGUGCCCAGGCGCGGGGCACCGGGAGUUCAGGGGAGCCUCCCAUCCACACCGGUGCCAGGAGCUGCGGAUGGAAGCGGCUGACCCAGGACUCAUUUUUUCAGGAAACAGUUUCCCGCAAAAGGGUGAAAAUAAUGGAAUGAGGCGUUUUAACGUUUUUUCAUCUCUGAAUGAGAAUCUUCUGAUGAUGACAGGGGUUUGAGGUUAACCCUAGCCAUGCGGUAAAAUCGGAAGUCUGAAGAAAAUGGAAAUGGCCCCAUUUCUGUUGCUGGGCCUUUUCCUACCCUUGGUAAGAGGACACAGCCUCUUCACCUGCGAGCCCAUCACGGUCCCCAGAUGUAUGAAAAUGGCUUACAACAUGACCUUCUUCCCCAACCUGAUGGGUCACUACGACCAGGGGGCUGCUGCUGUGGAGAUGGAGCACUUUCUGCCUGUUGCCAACCUGGAAUGCUCACCCAAUGUUGAACUAUUCCUUUGCCAAGCUUUCGUACCAACGUGCACAGAGCAAAUCCACGUGGUUCCACCAUGCCGUAAACUAUGUGAAAAGGUGUAUUCUGAUUGCAAAAGCUUAAUUGACACUUUUGGGAUCCGGUGGCCGGAAGAACUUGAAUGUAACAGGCUGCCACCCUGUGAUGACGCUGCUCCCGUGACUCCCCAUCCGCACACAGAGCUCGCUGGUCCUCAGAGGAAAACAGAGCAAGUCCCGAGAGACAUUGGCUUCUGGUGUCCAAAGCAUCUUAAGGCUUCGGGAGAACAAGGCUAUAAGUUCCUGGGGAUUGACCAGUGUGCCCCUCCCUGCCCCAACAUGUAUUUUAAAAGUGACGAGCUGGACUUCGCCAAGAGCUUCAUAGGAAUCGUCUCGAUCUUCUGUCUUUGUGCGACUCUGUUCACAUUUCUCACGUUUCUAAUUGACGUCCGGCGGUUCCGAUACCCCGAGAGACCAAUCAUCUACUACUCCGUCUGUUACAGCAUCGUUUCUCUCAUGUACUUUGUGGGGUUUUUGCUGGGCAAUAGCACAGCCUGUAACAAGGCGGACGAGAAGCUGGAGCUCGGGGACACGGUUGUUCUGGGGUCGAAGAACAAGGCUUGCAGCGUGGUCUUUAUGUUUCUGUAUUUUUUCACAAUGGCCGGCACGGUGUGGUGGGUAAUUCUCACCAUUACUUGGUUCUUAGCCGCGGGGAGAAAGUGGAGCUGUGAGGCCAUCGAGCAGAAAGCAGUGUGGUUCCACGCGGUGGCCUGGGGCAUGCCUGGUUUUCUGACUGUCAUGUUGCUCGCUAUGAACAAAGUCGAGGGGGACAAUAUUAGCGGCGUUUGCUUCGUCGGCCUGUAUGAUCUGGAUGCUUCUCGGUACUUUGUCCUCUUGCCCCUGUGCCUCUGUGUGUUUGUGGGGCUGUCUCUCCUCCUAGCCGGCAUCAUUUCCUUGAAUCAUGUCCGACAAGUCAUACAGCAUGAUGGCCGAAACCAAGAAAAACUCAAGAAAUUCAUGAUUCGAAUUGGAGUCUUCAGUGGCCUGUAUCUCGUGCCCUUGGUGACUCUUCUUGGUUGCUACGUCUAUGAGCUCGUGAACAGGAUCACCUGGGAGAUAACUUGGUUCUCCGACCAUUGCCGCCAGUACCGCAUCCCGUGUCCUUAUCAGGCAAACCCGAAAGCCCGACCAGAACUGGCUCUGUUCAUGAUAAAGUAUCUGAUGACGCUCAUUGUUGGCAUCUCUGCCGUCUUCUGGGUCGGGAGCAAAAAGACCUGCACGGAGUGGGCUGGGUUCUUCAGACGGAACCGCAAGCGAGACCCCAUCAGCGAAAGCCGGCGAGUGCUGCAAGAGUCUUGUGAGUUCUUCCUGAAGCACAACUCUAAGGUGAAACACAAGAAGAAACACGGCAAACCAGGGACGCAUAAGCUGAAGGUCAUUUCCAAGUCCAUGGGAACCAGCACAGGAGGGACGGCAGACCACUGCACCUCUGCCAUGGCCAUCGCUGACCAUGACUACCUAGGACAGGAAACUUCCACAGAAAUCCAGACCUCCCCGGAAGCAUCCGUGAAAGAGGCAAGAGCAGACAGAGCAAACACGCCCAGAGCGAAGGAUCAGGACUGUGGAGAACCUGCUUCCCUGGCGGCAUCCAGCUCCAAGCUCCCUGUGGAACAGAAUGACAGGAAAGGCCGAGCCGGCAGUGUGAAGGAAAAAAGUGUUGUGUCGGAAGGGGCUCCGAGUGAAGGAAGGGUAAGCCCAAAGAACGAUGUCACUGAGACUGGCCCCGUGAAGUGCAACAGUUGGCAGGUCCCCAGUUCUUCAGAGGCGAGCAGCCUCAAAGGCUCCGCCUCUCUGCUCGUCCGCUCAGCCUCCGGAGUUAGAAAAGAGCAGGGUGCAGCUGCUCAUUCAGACACUUGAAGAAACAUUUUAUCCAAUGCAUUUGUCUCUUCUCUUUUACAAAACCACCGCAGGGGAGACUAAACAGAGUGGUAGAGCCCUCACUCGGAUACUUGAGGACCUGGGCUCAGCUCCCAGCACGGCAGAAAGAAAAUCAAGGUUACAUUCUUCUUUGCACUUAAACUAGCUUUGUCUACUGUCCAGUUGUUUGUUUGUUUGUUGUUUGAGA